UCUAUUAUAACUUCUUCCUAAUACUUUUGGUAUCGAAAAUGAGUAAUAAACUGGUUUUGUAUAACCUAGAUAUAAGUCCACCGGUACGUUCCGUGAAAAUAAUUGCGAAAUUACUCGGUCUGGAACUUGAAAUUCGUGAUAUAGAUAUGUUGGGCAGUGAACAUUUGAAAGAACCUUUCAUAAAGAUCAACCCGGAACAUACAGUUCCAACAUUGGUCGAUAAUGGCUUUGUUAUUUGGGAGAGUCAUGCGAUUUGCGCAUAUCUAGUGGAUAAAUACGCAAAAGAUGACUCGCUUUAUCCGAAAGACUUGCAAUUGCGCGCCAGGUGUAAUCAACGACUGUUCUUCGACGGAUCUAGUUUGUAUAUGCGAUUGCGCGAUUGUUCGUAUUAUAUUUACCUCGGAGGCAAGGAAUUACCACCACAGGAUAAAAUCGAUCCAAUUUACGCUGUUUAUGAAAUUUUGGACGCAUUUUUGGCAUCUGACCCGUUUUUGGUGGGUGAAAAUCUAACGAUCGCUGAUAUUUGUGCUGCUGUGACCGUACUUCCGCUCGAAAUCUAUGCACCACUGAAAGCCGAUAAACAUCGCAACAUUUCCGCUUGGUUGAACCGCGUUAGACAAACCAUACCAUUCUUUGAUGAAAUGAAUGUGGAAAUUGUCAAAAGGUACCGAGAAUGGUUGAUGGGUAUUAUAGAAAAGAAUAAGCAAAAUGCUUAGAUGUGAUUCGA
Sitodiplosis mosellana (orange wheat blossom midge) is the source of this 727-nucleotide messenger RNA. Its product is annotated as glutathione S-transferase 1-1-like. Gene Ontology annotation, biological process: glutathione metabolic process. The transcript has 3 exons. The record is from RefSeq and is a predicted model, not a curated record. Gene Ontology annotation, molecular function: glutathione transferase activity. Lineage: Eukaryota; Metazoa; Arthropoda; Insecta; Diptera; Cecidomyiidae. Bases 39 to 716 code for a protein of 225 amino acids.